GCAUGUCCUCAUACACGAUCAAGUUUAGCCGAGCCCUUUGCCCUGUUCCUCUCUUCUUAGCCUCUUUUUUCAGUCUGUGUUGAAAAGCCGAAUGGUGAACUAUUUGUGACUCACAAGCCGAUCAUCUUACCCACGUGUUCACUGCAAUCAUUUAAGAUGGAACCAACUGAAAUGAAUGAAACUCGGAACCAUCCUCCAUCUGCAAAUGCUGAACAGUUGACAUCUUUGCUUGGGAAGAAUGUGACAGACAAAAAUGUGAAGAAAAAAUCGGAAUAUUUGGAGAAGGAUGUUGCAUACCCCAAAUCUGUAGCUUUCAUUAUUGGAAAUGAGUUCUGUGAAAGAUUCACAUUCUAUGGAAUGAAAGCUGUCCUUUCCCUCUACCUCCAUCAGAUCUUGAACUACGAUCACAACACGUCCACAAUAAUCUAUCACAUCUUCAUUAUGAUGUCAUAUUUCUUUCCUCUAUUCGGUGCGAUUCUAGCUGACUCAUUUAUUGGGAAAUUCAAAACUAUCACUUACCUGUCAAUAGUAUAUGCAUUUGGAAAUAUCCUGCUUGCAUUCUCGUCCACUCCAUAUUUUGGCCUGCCUAUGCGGUUGUUCAGCUUGCUGGGUCUGCUGUCGAUAGCGGUGGGCUCGGGAGGCAUCAAGCCGUGCGUGUCUGCGUUUGGCGGCGACCAAUUCAAACUUCCCGAGCAAGAGGAGCAGCUGCAACGCUUCUUCUCCCUCUUCUACUUCUCUAUCAACGCGGGCAGCCUGAUCGCCACCUACGUCACGCCCACUCUUCGCUUCAACGUGCACUGUCUCGGCGCAGAUUCCUGCUAUCCGCUCGCUUUUGCGCUUCCCGCGUUGCUCAUGCUCCUAGCAACUGCUAUUUUCGUUUUUGGAAAGCGAUUCUAUGUAAUAAAGAAACCUGAAGGAAAUAUCGUUGUCGAUGUUAUGAAAUGUGUCUAUACUGCAGUAAUAAACAAAGCUUCUGGGAAAUGUAAUAAGAAAGAACAUUGGCUGGACUAUGCAGACAAUAAAUUUGAUAGAUCCUUAAUCGAAGACAUUAAAUCAGUAUUGCGGGUGCUGCUUCUAUUUAUUCCUCUUCCAUUGUUCUGGGCACUAUUUGAUCAACAGGGCUCUAGAUGGACAUUCCAAGCCACACAAAUGGAUGGAUCUCUUGGAUGGCUUGGUACCAUAAAACCUGAACAAAUGCAAAUAGUCAACCCAUUCCUGGUACUAUUUAUGAUUCCAAUGUUCGAGGCCAUCAUCUACCCUAUUUUCAACAAAAUGAAUGCAUUGAAUAAACCUCUUCAGAGAAUGAUAGCGGGAGGAUUGCUGAUAGCUGUUUCUUUCAUAAUAUCCGGAGUCAUUGAACUGAAGCUCGAAGAAUCGUAUGCUAUUCUUCCAGAAAAGGGCGAAGGUCAGAUACGUGUAUUCAAUGGCUUGAACUGCCCAGUCACUCUGCAUUCACAGAACAGCUCGCUUCUGGAUGCAAGGAUUGAUUCUCUGCAAGCGUUUCAGCUUCAACAUUUUCCUGUCAUCACUUCACUCAAUUAUGACGUCAAUAUAGAUAUUAGCUGCUCAAAGAGUCCCCAAGUGCUCAGAAGGAAAAUUCAUGCUGCUGAGUCAUCGUCGCUGUCCUACCUAAUAGUCGAAAGGAAUGAUUCCAAUUACAAUUUCUAUCAGGUUCCUGGCUACGAUAGGGUACAAAAAUCGAAGAAGUCCAAUCCAAUUGUCAGGAUUCUUUAUAGUGUAUCAGAAACAACUGAGCUCACUUUGGUUAAUGCUGAAAUAACAGAAACCCUUCAGUUAGAAAGCGACAAAAUUGCUAUUCCUGUCAAGGAAUUGAAUGGAGAAUCGCCCAACUUCAAGGUGUACGUAGCUGGAAAGCAAUUGGAAGAUAUAACUUUGAAUGCUGGGGGUGUCUACUCUCUUCUAUUGGUUGAAACAAAUGGACAAUAUGUAAGUAUGAAUAAUUUCAAUUUCAUUGGAAUAUUACACUUGUCUACGUUCAGUGAGGCCAUAACUGAAGAUCAACUUUUUGUCGAAGUUUUUUUUUCAACUAAAUUUUUGCAUUACAGCUUCAAGGUGUACGUAGCUGGAAAGCAAUUGGAAGAUAUAACUUUGAAUGCUGGGGGUGUCUACUCUCUUCUAUUGGUUGAAACAAAUGGACAAUAUAAACUGAGUUUGAUCACAAUCACAGAGCCCAAUAAUGUGCACAUUCUCUGGCAGAUACCCCAAUAUAUCAUUGUAACCGCUGCUGAAAUCAUGUUCUCUAUCACAGGCCUGAAAUUUGCAUUCACUCAGGCACCAGAGGCAAUGAAGUCCGUCUUGACUGCUGCAUGGCUUUUGACAACAUCUUUGGGAAGUUGCAUUGUAAUCCUGGUCGCUAAAAUUGGUCUUGAAAGCAGGGCAAAUGAAUUUUUCCUGUUCGCUGGUUUAAUGGUACUAGUUAUGGGACUAUUUACAUUAUUGGCAGCUCGCUACACAUACGUUGACAUAAAUUCGCCAAAAGAGCAUCUAGAAACAUCGAAAUUUGAUAAAGAAAUCGAUAACAGGAUAAAUGGCUCAGAAACGUGACACUAGACUAAUGCUAUUAAUAGAGUAUUAAAAAACGUUUCUCCUCACGAUUGAGAUGCAGUUCAAGAACCCGUCAAUCAUGAUAUUAAAUCUCAUCCAAGUUGAUGAGUGAACUCAAAUCUUAAUGGAUCUUGUCUGUUGUGAACAGUUCGUAACGACAAUGGGCGGUUUUACGCUUACCGAUUGACGGCCGACAUUUUUUAUUGACCAACACUCAGAAUUAUUGUCCUCCAAUUGAUUAAUUUUCACCAACAGUUGAUUCUCAGUCAAUCUGAGGACAAUUACUCUGAGUGUCAGCCGAUAGUCGGUAAGUGUAAGAACGGCUAAGCACUCUGGUUCAGAAUCAAUGCAAACUGAUCACAAUAGCAUGGCAUAGUUGGUGUUGAACAAUGUAUAAUAAUAUAUAGAAUAAUCAUUUUAUAAUUUUGGAGCCUCUGCAAUGUCACUUCAAUGUUAAAGUAUUUAACUUCUAAACUAUUAAACAUAACUAUUGCCAAAAUUCAAUGUCACUAAAGUAUUCUCGUUUAUAGGACUCAUAGGCAAUUGAUAGAUCGUGAACUUUUUACUGUUUCCACAAACAUAUCUCUCAUAAUAUAGUGGUACCUAGCUUGGAAUUUAUAAGUUCCAUUGAUAAUGGAUAUUUUUGAAUCUCUAUUAUGUUAUAAAAGUGUCGCCACCUGGAACUCCAUUGUCAUUUCUUUUAAAAAUAGAAUCGUAACUUAGAUAAUUGUGUUAUCUUAAAUAUUUUUGUUCAAGACUGAAUAAAUAUAGUGAUAUUAUUGUAGUUGUACAAUGGUAACUUCUCAUCAGAUGCUGGUAUUUAUGAUCUUGAAAUAUUAAUAAUGUACAGUACAAUAUUAUAGUUUUGUUAUUUAUUUGUAUUAUUUAGGUUUGAAUUCAUCACAUCUUAAAACCCAUUUUAAGAGCGAGUAUUUCUCUUCUGGGGCCAUAUUAUUUGUAUACACUUCUAACUACUAUAUUGAAUAGCCUAGUGGAUUUAAUUUUAUUUAUUAAGAUUUAGUAUUUAAAUAUUUUUAAGAAGGUAGGCUACUUACGAAUUCAACGAUCAUGCACAGCAUAGGGAAAUCUAUAACUAUCUCAUAUAAAAUUAUUUUCAUAAUCGGGAAUGUGAUAUCCUUUUUCAAAAUUGAGUAGAAAGUAAUUGGGUAGCCUAUUAACUCAGUAAAUAUUAAGCUAUUUUACUAAUAACAUGUUAUAUGAGUUAAUAUCAGUCAUUUAAUUGCUAGAAACAUUAAUGAGUGAAAAGCACCAAUAAAAAAUGUAAUGAAGUUCUGAUUUGAGAAUUUCAAUUUUUUUAAAUUAGGCUUGUCUGAGUCUGAAGAUUUUAUCAAUGCCAGAUUUUUGGCAGAACUCAAUAUCUUUUAAAUAAAUUUGAAUGACAUUUUUCGUUAUAAAUUAUUUAAAAGAUAUUGAGUUCUGCCAAAAAUCUGGCAUUGAUAAAAUCUUCAGACUUAAUAAUUUAUAACAAAAAAUGUCAUUUAAAUUUAUUUGGAGAUCAAUAUUCUAGGCCUAUCAUUCUUAUUCAUUUUACAAUCAGGAAUCUAGAUGUGAUUUGAUGAGUGAAUAUUUCGCUGACAAGGAAUUAAUUUUUGGAAACUUGAAUCUGCCGGCUUCAAACAAAUUUUUAUCAAAGUAACGAAGUUCUAGAAUUGUAUACAAAUAAGAAAAAAUAAUUCAAUAUUCUGUUUUAUAAAUAGAAAAUUUGUAAACAUUUAUUGUACCCAAGUUUCAUUUAUGAAUAAAGAUUAUUAUUGUGACCCUGG
This is a messenger RNA of Nilaparvata lugens (brown planthopper), 4349 nucleotides long. Its product is annotated as peptide transporter family 1. The transcript has 18 exons. The record is from RefSeq and is a predicted model, not a curated record. Gene Ontology annotation, molecular function: dipeptide transmembrane transporter activity. Gene Ontology annotation, cellular component: membrane. Gene Ontology annotation, biological process: transmembrane transport; oligopeptide transport. Bases 157 to 2565 code for a protein of 802 amino acids. NCBI's taxonomy places the organism in Eukaryota, Metazoa, Arthropoda, Insecta, Hemiptera, Delphacidae.